AUGCCAGUCUCUCAGGCGCCAGAAGCUACCUUCGCUGUCUGCAAGAAGUGCAACCUAUGCCUUUCUAAUCGGGGUGGUCCCGUUUGCAUCUGCAUAGUAGGGCCUGGACCCAUCGAAGUUCAACCAAUCGGUCGAGCUCCGACGGGUCCCUCUUGUGGGGAAGCCGAUGAAGUAUGGAACAUCAACAAGCGCGUGGAAGCUGAUGAGGCCUGGGAAAUCAGUCAGUAUAUCUACUCGGACCCUUGA
This is a messenger RNA of Penicillium soppii, 246 nucleotides long. RefSeq lists its product as uncharacterized. The transcript has a single exon. Lineage: Eukaryota; Fungi; Ascomycota; Eurotiomycetes; Eurotiales; Aspergillaceae. Bases 1 to 246 code for a protein of 81 amino acids. The record is from RefSeq and is a predicted model, not a curated record.